This is a messenger RNA of Miniopterus natalensis, 1831 nucleotides long. RefSeq names its product tRNA methyltransferase 61B (gene TRMT61B). Gene Ontology annotation, biological process: tRNA methylation. Gene Ontology annotation, cellular component: tRNA (m1A) methyltransferase complex; mitochondrion. Lineage: Eukaryota; Metazoa; Chordata; Mammalia; Chiroptera; Miniopteridae. Gene Ontology annotation, molecular function: tRNA (adenine(58)-N1)-methyltransferase activity. The record is from RefSeq and is a predicted model, not a curated record.
ACGGCGCGAGUCAGCAUGCUGUCGGCGAGUCGCCGCGGGCCGGUCUGGCUCCAGCUGCGGCGCCUCUGGAGGCGGCCGGGGGUCGCGGUCUGUCCGUCCCUGCGCGGCCUCGGACGAGAGCCCUUCGAGAGAGCGCGGGCACUGUGUUGCGAGUCCUCGCCAAGAGACGCGCGAGGUGGACCGAGAGAGCACAAGGCGGCCCUGAAGAAAGCCCCCGGCGCAGAGUCGCUUCCGUCUCUCCCUCCGAGCGUCCGGAGCUUUGGGACCAGAUGUCUUUCGUCUCUGGAAAGCCUCAGAUUGCCGACGCCUGGAGAGGAGUCACCCCCUCGAGAGCGCGAGGACUCGAGUGGAGACCGGGCCCAGUCCGACCCCUCACACCGGGGAUCUGGGGCUCCCUCACGGCCCCGCCUGGUCGAAGAACUUCACGGCUCCUCUUCCUGGUCAGCUUCCAGAGAGGAGCCCUUCCGGGCUGGGGAGCUGAUUUUAGCUGAGACUGGGAAGAGAGAAACACAAUUUAAAAAAUUGUUUAGGUUGAGCAACGCCGGACGUUUAAAUAGUAGCUGGGGGGCAGUCCCGUUCAGCGAUAUCGUGGGCAAGUUCCCCGGCCAGGCACUAAGGAGCUCCUCUGGUAAGCUCUUUGUGCUGAGGAGGCCGGCGCUGGAAGACUAUGUAUUACUGAUGAAAAGAGGUUCUGCCAUAACAUACCCAAAGGAUAUAAAUAUGAUGCUGUUGAUGAUGAAUAUUCACCCAGGCGAUACUGUUUUGGAAGCUGGCUCCGGCUCUGGUGGAAUGAGCUUAUUUUUAUCCAGAGCAGUUGGAUCACAAGGACGAGUCAUAAGUUUUGAAGUACGAAAAGACCAUCAUGAACUGGCUAAGAAGAAUUACAAACACUGGCGUGAUUCAUGGAAAAUUAGUCAUGUAGAAGAGUGGCCAGACAAUGUGGAUUUUAUUCAUAAAGAUAUUUCAGAAGCAAGUGAAGACAUAAAAUCUUUAACAUUUGAUGCGGUAGCUUUGGAUAUGUUGAAUCCUCAAGUUGCUUUGCCUGUUUUAUACCCAAGUCUUAAACAGGGUGGUAUAUGUGCUGUAUAUCUAGCAAACAUCACACAGAUUAUUGAACUUUUAGAUGGAAUUCGCAUCUGUGAACUUGCUCUCUCAUGUGAAAAUAUAAGUGAAGUCAUUGUCAGAGAUUGGUUGGUUUGCCUUGCAAAACAGAAAAAUGGAAUUUUAGCUCAAAAAGUAGAACCUAAAAUCAACGUGCAUUUACAAUUACAUUCUCAAAAGAAAAUCAGAAUUGAAGGUGAGAUGUUUCAAGAGGACGACCAUGAAGAAUCACAUUCUGAUUUUCCAUAUGGAUCAUUUCCCUAUAUUGCUAGACCUAUACACUGGCAAAUUGGUCAUACAGCUUUUCUUGUCAAGUUGAGGAAGUUCAAACCACAACUUAACUGAGUACCUCAGAUGACAGCAACUGAUUUGAAGACAGAAAUGUAUCAAAAUAGAACUUUAUGUUGCAGAUCAUUACUUUCACAGAUUGGUAUUUUUAGCUAUUACUAUGAUUUGUGUAACUUUUACAUAUAUUUUUGAAAAAUAACAAAAGCUAAAGAAAGAUGUGUAACAUUUCAAAACUGCUUAAAUGUCCCAUUUUGACAUUCGUCUUGUAGUUAGUUUGACAUAUUGUAGUUAAUGAUUCCAAGUUGGUUUAGUAGAGCCAUCUCAUUCUUCACUGCCUGUAAACCACUCCAUAGAUUUGUCUGUCUUCAUGAAAUUAGUUUUCUUUUCUUUGUUUGAUUGAUGGUCAUUGGCUACUGAAAUAAAAUAUGCAUUUUAAGAUAAA